UUGAAAUUUACUCUCCAGAGCAGUACUAUACAAUAGUACGAGCAGUAAAGAAAACUUCAACACCAUAUAAAGUUGUCGAAAUGUCGCAAGCAGACAUUUAUGACUUCAAAGAUCUGGCCAGAAAGAUGAAGAACUUUACCAUUGCAGAGACUGGGGAGAGGGUGAAUUGGCUCGAGGUCAAUGAAAUCGCCAUAUCAAAAGACCGGCCGUACAUAGUUGACUUCAAGUAUGAUCACACAUCCGAUGUAACAACUCAACUUGACCUCCAAAGAAAAAACAGGAGAAAACCCAAUCUAAAAACAUAUGAUUUGAAACCUUUAUAUGAAGGAAGCCUGCGCUUGAAAAAGGAGACCAAAAAUGACUUGAUGGACUUAGUAAACAAGGGCAUAAUACCAUCAUUUUACCAUGAUGCAUAUAAAAACCUCCCUGUUAAAAUUGUUGACCAAUAUGGCAGCACUGAAGAGAGUGAUUCUGAAUCAGACUAAUGUCACAAAUUAUAACACUAAAAUACCUAAAUCACUUCAUUUUUGUAACAUUUUUGAAUAAUCACACCAUUACAUGAUUG
Owenia fusiformis is the source of this 565-nucleotide messenger RNA. NCBI's taxonomy places the organism in Eukaryota, Metazoa, Annelida, Polychaeta, Sabellida, Oweniidae. The record is from the annotation of a GenBank genome assembly.